UUACGCUUAGACAGCUAGUGUCGAGCCAUUCAUUUUAGCUAAGCUAACUGCUUCAUCACUGCCUGGCAGUUUUACUUGUAGUAGGACAGUUAAAUAGAAAAUGGCUCUGCUAACGCCAUUAUUCGCAUUCCUGUACCACCUGCCGCAGGUGUACAAGUGGCUGCUAAAGCCCUACUAUGUAGCCUCUCUCUUCAUGUCUAUUGCCUUUCUUGCUAUCCGCAAGACCCCUGGCAUCUGUGACCAUCUGGCUACACAGCGAGAGGACGGCAACUCCUGCGACUUCGACUGGAGGGAGGUAGAGAUCCUCAUGUUCCUCAGUGCCAUCGUCAUGAUGAAGAACAGACGAGCAAUAACGGUGGAGCAGCAUGUGGGCAACAUCAUCCUGUUCAGCAAAGUGGCCAAUGUCAUCCUGUUCUUCAGACUGGACAUCAGGAUGGGACUUCUUUACCUGACACUCUGCAUAGUGUUUCUGAUGAUCUGCAAGCCUCCUCUUUACAUGGGACCAGAGUACAUCAAAUACUUCAGCGACAAAACCAUUGAUGAUGAGCUGGACAAAGACAGUCGUGUGACGUGGAUUGUUGAAUUUUUUGCCAACUGGUCUCCAGAGUGCCAGUCCUUUGCUUCUGUCUAUGCGGAUCUUUCUCUCAAGUAUAACUGUUCUGGUCUCAAGUUUGGCAAAGUGGACAUCGGACGUUAUGGAGAAGUUUCCAAAAAGUACAAGGUGUCUACAUCUCCGCUGUCCAAGCAGCUUCCGUCCUUGGUGUUGUUUCAGGGUGGGAAGGAAGUGAUGCGGCGCCCCCAGGUGGACAAGAAGGGUAGAGCCGUGUCCUGGAGCUUCACUGAGGAGAACAUCAUCCGAGAGUUCAACCUGAAUGAACUCUACCAGAAAUCCAAGAAGUUCAACAAGACCAAAGAAGACCAGGUCAGCAAAUACCAGUUCCCGCCGGUCCCCGAGGAGGAUGAGCCUGAGCAGCAAGGAGCUCAGGCAGAGGUGGUGGAGUCUGAAUCCAAGAAGGACAAAUAAGCCGGUUCGUAUCACUCAGCUUCCAACCCUGGAUGAAAUGUGUGGGUCCAGGUCAGCUCCUCCUCCUCCACCUGCCCUCGCAUCUUCAAAGUGAAUCAUAACAGGGCCAGCGUUGCUGCAGAUCAUCAUGAGAUUUUAAACACAGUACUUUGGCCUCCCUUCAGCACCAUUUAACCCUAACUACAGUUAAACACAAUAAUUCAUUGUUUUCCCUCUAUGAAAGAGUGUGUACUUUAGCAGAGGAGCAAACUGGGACACAGUAAAGCAGCUUUUGGAGGGGUUAAUGCUCAAACCUGGGCCAGAAUAAUGCUGUAGGGCCUUGAAAUGUGAUAUGCAGACCUGCCAUGUGCACUGGGUUAUACAGUCUACACCACACAUUUCUGAUGGUUAAAGCUGUGAAGUCUGAGUGACUGCUGAUUUAGGAGGAAUAAUUAACAGUAAGGGAUCAGUGAAUGUGAUUCUACUUUGUUUUAGAUUUUUUUUUGCAACUAAUUGAAGUAGAUAAACAUAGAUUU
Etheostoma cragini (Arkansas darter) is the source of this 1539-nucleotide messenger RNA. RefSeq names its product thioredoxin-related transmembrane protein 2b (gene tmx2b). Gene Ontology annotation, cellular component: membrane-bounded organelle. Lineage: Eukaryota; Metazoa; Chordata; Actinopteri; Perciformes; Percidae. Gene Ontology annotation, molecular function: disulfide oxidoreductase activity. Bases 101 to 1024 code for a protein of 307 amino acids. The transcript has 8 exons. Gene Ontology annotation, biological process: brain development. The record is from RefSeq and is a predicted model, not a curated record.